UGAAGCCCUCGCCCCCCUCUCGAGCCCCAUUCCUGAUUCCUCAGUCUCCUAUACUCUCUUUAUUUCGCCGCCUGGUUCGUCGUGGUCGUUCGCCAAUCCUCCUGUUUCGUCGUGCUCGAAGGCCCUUCCAUUCCCCCAACGUCAGCGUCUCCAGGUCCUGCUCCGCCGUUGUCUGUCUGUCGUGUUCGUCGCCGGCUCCCCGUCGUCCGUCGCCAGCUCGCCAGUGUUCGUCGCCAGCUUCCCCUCGUCCGUCGCUCUCACUCAAAUCUCUGGUCACUUCCCUCGCCGAAGGCAUGCACUUGGUGGCUUUGAUGGAAGCACAAUGGUGUCGACCAUCGAAGUGUUUGAUCCUCGUCGCAAAGCAUGGAUAACCAGGAACCCAUCAAUCAUCCUCGUCGCGAAGCACAAUAUGGUGUCACCUAACCCUUUUUUUUUAAUUAUAUAGGCAUCUUUAACCAAUUCUCCAAGUCUAUAAGUGAGCUACCACCAGUUUCCCCUUCUUCUAGGAAGACCAGGCAGUUGUUUAUGCUUCUAAAUGGGUUUUUAGUGUUACUCCUGACCAUGAUUAUAUAAAGUAUCCCGUAAUCAGACAUGAAUUUGUUGAAUACGGUCCCUUCAUCAGCGCCUCCAUGUCCUUCUCUACCUUUGCGCACCCACUCCAACCUGUCCAAGUCACUCCAAUUCUCAUAUCCGAAACCAUCCAAAUUCACAUCUUACGGAGCAAGGCUCUGCGAGCUCUUUGAUUUGCACCAAGAGCAAGUCCCUUAUGAAGUGGCAUGGUCUUGGCAGAAAGACAUUGUGAAGGAAAAGAAGGCUCAGCUUGAGAACGAAGGAGAUUGCAGUGACACCCUUAUUGUGCUGCAGCACCCUUCUGUGUAUACAUUGGGUACUGCCAGUACCAAGGACAACCUAAAUUUCAACAUCAACAAUGCACCCUUUAAUGUUUAUCGUACUGAGCGAGGUGGUGAAGUUACAUACCAUGGUCCUGGCCAGCUAGUUCUGUACCCUAUUAUCAAUCUAAGAAGACACAAGAUGGAUCUACAUUGGUACCUCAGGACACUGGAAGAGCUUGUCAUUCGUGUUCUUUCUUCGACAUUUUCCAUUCAAGCUUCUCGAGUGGAGGGUUUAACUGGUGUCUGGGUUGGAAAUGAGAAAGUUGCAGCUGUAGGUAUAAGAGUGUCUCAUUGGAUAACAUACCAUGGCUUAGCACUUAAUGUCACAACAGAUUUGACUCCCUUCAAAUGGAUCAUCCCAUGUGGCAUACGCAACCGCGAGGUUGGAAGCAUUAAAGGGUUGUUACUGAGAGAAGCUCAGUCAUCAAAUAUGGCUGCUAAUGGAACAAAUGAUCUGCAUUCUAUUAUGCAUGAUGAUGGCGGUCUAAUUGGUAUUACUCGCAACUCCUUGAUUGAAGAGUUUUCAAAAGUGUUUCAGCUUGAGUACCAUCAUAGAACUAUUUCUGUACCUAUGUUGUAUGAAAGGAAUCAAAGUGAUCUUGUUACUGAAACACAGCAAAGUUGAAUUUGUUUGAUUUCAUACCGAGUCCUUGGAAA
Messenger RNA from Arachis duranensis, 1550 nucleotides. Its product is annotated as octanoyltransferase LIP2p, chloroplastic. Gene Ontology annotation, cellular component: mitochondrion. Gene Ontology annotation, biological process: protein lipoylation. Gene Ontology annotation, molecular function: lipoyl(octanoyl) transferase activity. The coding region runs from base 592 to 1518 and encodes 308 amino acids. NCBI's taxonomy places the organism in Eukaryota, Viridiplantae, Streptophyta, Magnoliopsida, Fabales, Fabaceae. The record is from RefSeq and is a predicted model, not a curated record. The transcript has 6 exons.